Molecule: messenger RNA, 1228 nt
Organism: Propithecus coquereli (Coquerel's sifaka)
Lineage: Eukaryota; Metazoa; Chordata; Mammalia; Primates; Indriidae
Gene: CLEC4G
Product: C-type lectin domain family 4, member G
Exons: 9
Coding region: 14-895 (293 amino acids)
Source: RefSeq, a predicted model, not a curated record
UGCCUGCAGCGCCAUGGACACCAGCAGGUACAGCAAGUGGGGCGGCGGGCCCGAGGAGGUCCCUGGAGGGUACUGGGGACGCUGGGAGCAGUGGAGGCGGAGAUCCUGCUUCCUGGCCCUGGUUCUCCUGGCCGUGGCAGUCCUGUGGGCUCUCAUUCUGAGCAUACUAUUGUCCAAGGCCUCCACCGAGCGCGCGGCUCUGCUGGACAGUCAGGACCUGUUGAGGACAAACACCUCGAAGCAGACAGCGGUGUUGGGGACCUUGAAGGAGGAGGUCUCGGCCUGCCACAGCUGCUGCUCCCGGACGCAGGCGCAGCUGCAGGCCACCCGCGCCGAGCUUGGGGAGACUCAGGGGAAGCUGACCCAGCAGGAGAGCGCCCUGAAAGGACUGCAGGAGCGUGUGACCCAGGGCUUGGCGGAAGCAGGCAGGGACCGAGAGGACGUCCGUAAUGAGCUGUUCCGGGCACUGGAGGCGGUCAGGCACCAGAACAGCUCCUGCGACCCGUGCCCCAAGUCGUGGCUGCCAUUUGAGGGUUCCUGCUACUAUUUCUCCGUGCCCCAGGCCACGUGGGUAGAGGCUCAGCGCCACUGCGCAGGCGCCGGCGGGUACUUGGUGAUCGUCGGGGGCCUGGAUGAGCAGGGCUUCCUGACUCGGAAUACGCGUGGCCGCGGUUACUGGCUGGGCCUGAGGGCAGUGCGACACCAGAACAAGGUUCAGGGCUAUCAGUGGGUGGACGGAGGCCCACUCAGCUUCAGCCACUGGAACCGAGGGGAGCCCAAUGACUCUUGGGGGCGCGAGAACUGCGUCAUGAUGCUGCACACGGGGAUGUGGAAUGAUGCACCGUGUGACAGCGAGAGGGACGGCUGGAUCUGUGAGAAGAGGCGCAGCUGCUGACCGCGCCCAGUGCCCCGGAGCCACGCCCACUGCCACCCUUGGAAUCCCUGGUGCCGAAGCCGCCUCCCGGUGCCUGCUGCCAGAGAUAAUUUCUUCCCUGUCUGCCACUACUGAGAACCACUCAGCCCGACACAGCCCUGUCCAGUGCCUGUGCUCUGGGACCUUCCCUCCAAUCUCGCUGCAACCCGACUCACAGACCUAACCUCCAUCGGCUCUAAAAUCCCUGCUCCUGGGUCCGGGUGAUCUGACACCGCUUCUGUCCCUGGCCAAUGUCAGUUGACUAAGGGGGUGGAGCUGUUUGGUUUUCCUGCAUUUUCCCCCAGACUGGGGGAA